Choloepus didactylus (southern two-toed sloth) is the source of this 3029-nucleotide messenger RNA. RefSeq names its product claudin 18 (gene CLDN18). The transcript is spliced from 5 exons. NCBI's taxonomy places the organism in Eukaryota, Metazoa, Chordata, Mammalia, Pilosa, Megalonychidae. Gene Ontology annotation, cellular component: bicellular tight junction; plasma membrane. The coding region runs from base 114 to 896 and encodes 260 amino acids. Gene Ontology annotation, molecular function: structural molecule activity. The record is from RefSeq and is a predicted model, not a curated record. Gene Ontology annotation, biological process: cell adhesion; bicellular tight junction assembly.
AAACCAUCUGAUUAGAGGAGCUCCCCUAGGAACACACUAGGUCCACGUCUUGCCCAGGAGGAAGGCGGCAGCUUCUCCCGAGGCAGUGGCCAGAGGGCGAGGUGGCUGAGGCCAUGUCUACCACCACAUUACAAGUGGUGGGCUUCCUCCUGUGCAGCCUGGGACUGGCGGGCUGCAUCGCCGCCACGGGGAUGGACAUGUGGAGCACCCAGGACCUGUACGACAACCCCGUCACCUCUGUGUUCCAGUACGAAGGCCUCUGGAGGAGCUGCGUGAGGCAGACCUCAGGGUUCACCGAGUGUCGGCCUUACUUCACUAUCCUGGGCCUUCCAGCCAUGCUGCAGGCGGUGCGAGCCCUGAUGAUUGUGGGCAUCAUCGUGGGUGUCAUCGGCCUCCUGGUGUCCAUCUUCGCCCUCAAGUGUAUCCGCAUGGGCAGCAUGGAGGACUCUGCCAAAGCCAAAAUGACGCUGACCUCUGGGAUCAUGUUCAUUGUCUCAGGUCUUUGUGCAAUUGCUGGAGUGUCUGUGUUUGCCAACAUGCUGGUUACUAACUUCUGGAUGUCCACAGCUGGCAUGUACUCCAGCCUGGGUGGGAUGGUACAGACUGUUCAGACCAGGUACACCUUCGGUUCCGCUCUGUUCGUGGGCUGGGUCGCUGGAGGCCUCACGCUGAUAGGGGGUGUGAUCAUGUGCAUUGCCUGCCGAGGCCUGGUGCCAGAAGAAAGCAACUACAAGGCCGUGUCUUACCAUGCUUCAGGCCACAAUGUCGCCUACAAGCCCGGAGGCUUCAAGGCCAGCACUGGUAUUGGGCCCAACACCAAAAACAAGAUAUACAAUGGGGGCGCCCGCACGGAGGACGAGAUGCAAUCUCACCCUUCCAAGUACGACUACGUGUAGUGCUCCAAGACACCUUGGCAUGGGCAGAGAAAACCUCCCAAUUAGAGCUCACCCAAAAAAAACAAGGAGAUUUGACCACGAUUCCGUAUUGCUUUUGACUCACUCAAUAGUUGGAAGUUAGAAAAGCCCAUUUGUGAUGGGAAGCAAGAUAGUCUUGGUCACAUGCGUCUGUCUCUAAAUAUCCAUCACAAAUCAGCUGAAUUAUGAAUUAGAGGCUAUAGCUCAGGUACACCUUCGGUUUGGCUCUAUUCUUAUUUUCCAAUCCUCUAGUUUGUAUUUUCCAAUCCUUUAGUUCCUUUUUUUUUUUUAAUAUAACCUUUCUAAUCUGAUGAAUGGUUUUGAAUCCCUAUCAGACAGACUCUCCUCCUCCUCCCAGGCAAUGAGCCCAUUGAUGAUCCAGUUCCCAGAUUGUCCCCCAGCAAAACUUUUCAAGGAAAUCCUGGGAAUCAUUCAAAACGCUUUUUUCCUUCUUGAUUUUUUGCCUUUUCCUUCCUUCCCCUCCCCCUCCAAUCAAUUUGGCUACUAAUAAUAACUAAAUUGAAGGGGAAGUGACAGGGAACAAUAUGUGUCCGUAUCUUUCCUGAGUUUUCUUGCACUGUGAUCUUGGAAGUUACCUGGACCAAAAUGAUUUUCAGUUUGAGGAAACCAAGCCUUUUGGCUUCUGUUGGCAUUCACCAAUCCUGUUGGCAUUCACCAAUUCCAGCAAGGCUAUCCCUGGUGUUUCCUGAGAUCAUUGGAGAUCCUCUUUCUCCCAAGGCCAGAAAUUGUCCCUAGAGGAGUGAGAAAAGGAUUUGGGGGUGGGGUAAUCUAUGUCCUAAACAUAAUUGGAAUAAAUAUGUAUUUGUAAAAUGAUACAUUAUCUCUGUGAAUUAGCCUCACUCCAGCACAUCUAUAGAAGGAAAUGAAAAAAUAAUUGCUUCAAUGAAGUCUAUUUUGUACUUUGUAAAGUCAGUUAAAUCUGAAUUCCCCAAAAUGCUCACUGACCUUUAUUCUUCUCCUUUGAGGUUUCCUGGACUCUGAUUACACAAGAUAGUGUCAGUGUAAAAAAAAUAAUGGAACACAACAGAUCCUAGGUAGUAGGUCAAAACCAGCUCUUUUAAAACAAAAAUGGCAAGGCUGAAUUUAAUGUUGUGUUAUGUUUCCAAAUGGUGCAUGUCUACACUUGAUGGCUACGGGCACUGCCAGUUGACAAUAGCAUUUACUCGGCAUUUUGGUCAGCUUUUACACUAAGAGCCGUUCUCUUCACUAAAUUCACCUAAAUUGGUCGGUUUAUUCAUGUUCAAACAGAACUGACAGCUCUUUGCAGCCACAGGCCUUCCUUGGGAUUACAUUGCUGCCCUUUCAUGCAAUGUAAAUCCUAAAUUUCCUUCUUUCAGGCCAGUCAGGAUCCCAUCCCAGCAUCAAAGCCAGAAUAGUCCCCCUAGGAAACCGAGAUCCGGGCAGUCUCUCAAAUCUACCAAACCAGGAAGACCCUAUGACCCUGGGUGAAUCUGACCAUUGGGUUAUUAUUUGGGAAAAAAGUAUUCACACCAAGACUGCAUAGGAAAAUGGCCUUCAAUGAGAUGGGUAAACACUAAUAGAGCUCUGAGGAUAGAGAGACUGUGGCCAGGGCAAGUCCAGAGCACAGCCCACUAAGCAGUAAGGAAUUGUGUACACCAAGGGCCACAACAGUAAACUCACAGACUCUUCUCACUGACAAAGCAAUGGUUUUAGUCUAAAUCAGAUAGGGCACUCCUAGAACUCAUUACCUGAGAUGGGGUAAAGGAUAAAUAGAUAAAUAAAUUCAAGAGGAAAAACAACAAUAAAAUGGCAGCACAACCUAAGGCAGAGAUUGUUAAAGGGUCUCAGGAUUUGAGUUGAAGGUCAGCCCUUUGAGUUGAAGACUAUGGGGAGCAAUAAGCUCUCCUUCUUACCACCAGAAAGUCCCUGGUUGGGUCUAAGGCAAUGAGGUGUGGCUCAGUUGAAUUUUAAUUAGCACAUUUACUGUCUAACAUGUAAUUAUUUGAAAGCCUCCAUAUAGUGUGACUGUGCUUUGUGAUUUUUUAUUGUUGUUCUGUCUUAUUGUUUGUCUUGAGUAUUGACCUGCAUGUUUUAAUACUUAAAUAUUAAAAACACUGUUAUCUUACAUUGGAA